UCGUAAAUGUCUGGCAGGCCUAAUCUCAGAUGUUUUCCUCCUGAACGUCUCUGAAACAACAAAAUGUCUAACACCCUGUUAGCAGAAGUUGGUUGGGACGCGGGUUUUGCCAUCCCUGUAGCUAAUGCGGAGAAUAAAGCAUUGGAGGAGGGGCUUCAAAAGAAGCAAAAAGAGCAAUUCAAUCUUGGGGACAAAAUCAAUAAAAACAAGGAUGUGAUAAAUGCUCUGACUGAACACCUAAAAAAUCUAAGACAGGAGGUUUCCCACACUCAGGCAUUGUGCAAAGCCAGAGAGAAGGAGACUGAAUCAGAGGUGCAUUUCAGAGCACUGGCGGAGCGAGAGACAGGCCGCCUGAAGCAAGAGGUCACUCAGCUGGAGAAUCAGCUGAAAACACUGAAUGAGAAGAAGAACGCGCAAGAGGUUGCAGCUGACACAUAUAACAACAUCUUUAAAGCCACCCAGAAGCUUGAUGAGCUGAAGAGUCAGCUGAACUGGGAUCAGCAGACCCUGGAGGCCUGGCUGCAGGAAUCAGCACACAAGGAUGAAGACACCAUGGCUAUCAUCAAGUACGCCAAGCAAGAUGAAAGCAAGAUUCGAGAGAAACUGCAGAUGGUGACGGAGGCGGUGCUGGAUGGUGAAGAACAAGCAGCACAGAUGGAGCAACUGCACAGAGAACAGGAACAGAACAUCAAAGAUGAUAUCCGCUGCGUUAGGAAAGACACAGAGAAGAUCGGAACAGAAAAGAGAGAACUGACCUCCAAGAUCCAGGAGCUGGAACUCUUCAUUGACAACUCUGAGAAAGACCAGAAAAAACUCAGGCUCAAAAAACAGGAUGAUAUCCGCUGCGUUAGGAAAGACACAGAGAAGAUCGGAACAGAAAAGAGAGAACUGACCUCCAAGAUCCAGGAGCUGGAACUCUUCAUUGACAACUCUGAGAAAGACCAGAAAAAACUCAGGCUCAAAAAACAGGACAGCAUGGUGGAGAAAGGUCUCCUGAAGAUGGAGGUGCAGCGACUGAGAGAUCUGCUGUAUGACCGAGCAGAUGGAGUGCUGAGCCUGGAGAAGAGACGUCUGCAGCUGCAAGUGGCCAUGAAAGAGAGAGAAGAGGAGAUCCAUGUGCACAGAGAGAUGCUCGCUAAACAGGCCAAGCUCACUGAACAGGAGAGACAAGGGCUCAGUGCUGCGGUGAAUGAGAGACUGUUCAAAAUUGACAAGAUGAGGAAGAGGUACGAGAUCCUUACUGUUUCUAUGGCUGCACCAGAGGGAGAAGAGGAGAAAUCCCAGGCCUACUUCAUUAUAAAGGCAGCUCAAGAGAAAGAAGAGCUCCAGCGGCAAGGGGAUGAUUUGGACGGCAAAAUCCGCAAGACAGAGAAAGAGAUCCACGCAUUGGAGAACACCCUGCAGGUUGUCAACAGCUGCAAUACAACCUAUCGCAAGGCCCUGACCAAAGUCACAGAGUCCACAUGUUUUUUCCACAUAUUUCAGAGCAUGUCCCGCACAUUGGAUGGUCUUCUUCAAGAGGAAGCAGUCCAGAAUGAGACAACUGGGAGGACUCAAGCACAUGUGCUCUCUCUCAACAAAGACAUCCUCUCUCAGGAGGAGAAACUCAAUAGAGCCAUCAAACAGUGUGCCAAACAUACCAGGGAAAUUCGGUCUGCUAAAAACACCAAAGAGAAGACCUUUGAGGAACGUGACAUAGAGCUACGUGAACUCAGAGAUUUCAAUAAAAGCGUAAAUAAGAUGCUCCUUGAAGCCAUGGAGGAGAAUCCUGACCUUUCAUCUGCACUGCAGAUACGUUUUAUGCAGGCUGGUCUGUCCCUGCCCUCUCCCGCUUCCACUUCAUCCAGUCGUCUGAGCUCAAAGAUCAGCUCAGCCCGCAGUUCUGCUUCACUCCAUCGAUCCUCAAAUCCCUCAGCCAGCAGCAGUCCCAGAAGCCAGUCUGUCACGUCCCCUGCAGUGAGGACAGUGGAUCUGGGUUUGGGCCUCUCCGUCACGUCCCCGCAAGGGUCUCGGCCGCCCAGCGCUGGCAGCAGCAGCCGGAGCAGCAAGUGCAAAAGCCCUUAAUUCAGUUUUUCUUUAAAAUAGCUUUGGCUGUUUAAAAUUCACUUUUAUGUUUUCGUUUCUUAGAAGUUAGUUUCAAGGAGAAGUACUAUAACGCAGUUUGAUAAUUGACCUUUUUCCCAAAAAUGCUUUU
Messenger RNA from Sinocyclocheilus grahami, 2194 nucleotides. It is a transcript of the gene ccdc39, whose product is annotated as coiled-coil domain 39 molecular ruler complex subunit. Gene Ontology annotation, biological process: epithelial cilium movement involved in determination of left/right asymmetry; cilium-dependent cell motility; inner dynein arm assembly. Gene Ontology annotation, cellular component: axoneme. The record is from RefSeq and is a predicted model, not a curated record. Bases 64 to 2064 code for a protein of 666 amino acids. The transcript is spliced from 14 exons. Lineage: Eukaryota; Metazoa; Chordata; Actinopteri; Cypriniformes; Cyprinidae.